AUGGCCAACACCAGGCGUUCGUCACGGCAGCUUCCGACCAAGUCCCUAGAGACAGCUGUCACGAGGGGUGGUACAAUUGUUCGUCAGCCAAAUCCAGGUGACAAUUCUGAUAAAUGACCAGGGACAAUAUCCACUCUAUCUGUUCUCAUCUUUUAUCCGCCCCUUUUUCAGGCAGGAUGUCCAAAGGGACUCUGCUCAUUUGAAAUGCGCAGGAAACUUCUCUGAAUAAUGUUGUUUUAAGCCCUUGCCAUACUACCUCCAGUGUCAGAAGCUCCCGUGGAGGAUUCGGAACCCGAGGUUAGAACGUACGCGAGGAAUAAGAGGAAUAGAGCGGGACGGUUUUCGGACGCGGAUAACCUACCGGAACAACUCAGUAGGAAGGUAACGUCGUCUCUCUUCUGCACGGGUCUUGACGUUCUAUCCUCAGUCCUUUUAGGAGGGUAUAAUGUACGAGUAUUUGAAGUAGGUUUACCUUUUCUUGCUUCAAUUAUCCCGUUGUUCCAGCUUAAUCAGAAGCCAGCGAUUUUGCCUGACAUUGAGGAGUUUGAAUACAAGACGAAGGCGAAUAAAGUUCCUAGUAAGAGUACUAACCCUGGUGCGCUUUUCUGUGAGCUGUGAUGUCAACUUCGAAUCAUAGAUCAACGGCAACGCAUUGAAUUGUAAAUUUUCUUCAUUUCAUCUUUGAUCGCAGCAUUCUCAUUUGAUUCUUCAUCUGAGGUAGUCACAUUAGUAUCAUGACGUUUUAUGGAAAUAGAAUGCACAAGAGUUAUUAAUGAUUCGACCUUUUUGAUGAUCUGAACUCUACAGCACUUCCAUUUUCAGAUAAUACUGAGUUUUAUAUAAUUCAAAAUAUCGAUUUUUUCUGUUGAAGAUUCAUUCAUUUGGUCUAGAGAUUUGAUGGAGUGAUCAGAAGCCUGUGUCUAACAACAAUUCACUCAUUUCUUGCAUCUCUCAUUUGAAGAGGUAAUUUGCCUAUUCCUCUUUUCAGGACAGAAACAAACCAUUCAGACCCACAUGUCACGUGAGAAAGAGGUUCUUUCACCUGUGUCGGCAGGUAACUGGAUACGUCAAAAUCAUAAAAAAGAUUGAUAUCUGCCAUGUUUCAAUGUUAUAAGUAUUACAUUGGUAUUAUAUGUAUAAAAUGUCUGGACAUGGUCUUUUUCUUUUUAGGAUUUUCAUAAUACAUGAACUGAUGUUUAGUAUUUUUCUCUUUUUAAAGAUCUGUCUAUUUGAUAUGAUACAGUGGACCCACCUGCCAACUGGAAAGAAGUCCUAGAAGGGAUUCGAAAAAUGAGAUCUUCAGAAGAUGCUCCAGUGGACUCGAUGGGAUGUGAGAAAGCAGGGAGUUUUUUACCUCCAAAGGUAAUCAAGCAUUCUCCAUUUCACUAUAAUGCUAUGGCUUCUAACUUCUCCAUUGCAGUUCAAACCUGUUAGAGUCUAGAACAUUUGGUCAUAAAAUUUCGAACUUAACUACGAUUUUUUUGAUAUAGGUAGGAAAAGAAAACUCGGAUACUAAAAGGUUUGAAAUAUUAUGUGAUGAUUUAAGCAUUAUCAGGGAAAAAUCUCCCUCUGAAAUUCGGAAUGUCCACUUUCCACAUAUACUCGGAUUAUACCUUCCUCUAGAAAAUUUCAUGAAUGAAAUGGCAUUUUUUUUAGUUUUUUUCUGCAAAAAAAAUUCGCAUAUCUGAAUAUGUCAUGUUCUAUUCCUUACCAGGAAAGAAGGUUUGGUGUUUUGGUAUCUUCACUUCUUUCAAGCCAGACAAAGGAGAAACUCACGCGUGGUAAGGUCCCAAGUGUCUUCCAGCUUUUUACAGUUUCUUUUGGGUAUCGCCCUUAAAAUAUCAGAUGAUACUGCUCUAAAGACCUUUUUUUCAUAUUAUGCAAGUUUACAUUCGAUAGAUCAAAUAGCCUAGUCCUAGAAGUUCCAUUUUUAAAACGUGCCUGUGAUGAUAAGAGUUCAUUCUGUAAAAAUCAACGAGUGCAGGUGCUAUUCAAAGGCUUUCUCAGGUUGGACUACUUGUUCCUGAUGCAAUUGUUAAGGUCAAUGAAGUAACCCUCUCAAACAUUAUCUACCCGGUACAUUUUCCGUCACUCAUAAGCUCCAGAGUUUAUUUUCCAAAUGGGAUAGUUCUUUCCUUCUUUAUAUUUCAGUGCAGAAAAGCAAACCAUCGUCAAAUGUCAAGCCUCUGGAAUUCACCCUUUUUGAUAUGUAGCUUUCGUCAAUAUAUGCUUUUGUUCGUUCUGGACAUCCACAGAGACUUUGGAAAAGUUUAUGUCAUCUGAUUAUUCAUUUAAAAGUGACAUCAUCCCAAUGAGGCUCAGAAUACCGUGUACCACUAUCAUACGCUGCCCCCGCACCUCAAUGGGUUCCUUUCGGGACUAAUAAGUUUUUAUCUAACAUCUUCUUUACUCUCCUCUCGAUUAGGUUGGAUUUUACUCGAGAAAGGCCCAAUACCUGAAGAAGGUUGCUGAAAUAUGCCUUGAAAAGUAUGAAGGUGAUAUUCCCCGUUCUUUGGAGGGGCUGCUCUCUCUUCCAGGGAUAGGUCCUAAGAUGGCACAUCUGGUAAUACUACCUUGAUUACUUCGCCAUCAUUUGUGGACGGGUUUUCCUUUUUUUGUUAAUUGCACUGAGUUGGCAAUGAAUUAUGCUGCACAGGUUAUGCAUGUUGGAUGGAACGAUGUUCAAGGAAUAUGCGUGGACACUCAUGUGCAUCGGAUUUGUAACCGCCUUGGAUGGGUUUCAAAGCCAGGCUCAAACCGGGUACAUUGCGGCUCAUUCAUUAAUUUCGGAUAAACUCCUGCGUCUGAUGGUCACUGCUGUUAUUUUUUUUCUCAUCUUUGCUAGAAAACAUCUACCCCUGAAGAAACGAGGGUUUCUUUGCAGACAUGGCUACCGAAGGAUGAAUGGGUUGUGAUAAACCCUUUGCUGGCACGCAUUCUUUUCCUUUGAAAAUAACCCUGCGUCAUAUGAUAAGAUCAUUCACUUUCCUUUCUGGAGAUGUUAUUAUUAUCUAUAUUAAAAUCUUUUUUCUCUAUUCCAUCUACAGGUUGGGUUUGGGCGGACGAUCUGCACUCCUCUCAGGCCACACUGUGAAGACUGCAGAGUAAGUAAUCGCUGCCCAUCCGCCUUUAGGGAGACGGCAGUGUCCACCUCCAAAACAAAGGAAUCAAGCCCCAGGAAAGGCUCUUGA
Spirodela intermedia is the source of this 3191-nucleotide messenger RNA. NCBI's taxonomy places the organism in Eukaryota, Viridiplantae, Streptophyta, Magnoliopsida, Alismatales, Araceae. The record is from the annotation of a GenBank genome assembly.